AUACAGCACCGUUCCACAUUAUGUGUAUCUUUAAUGCCUACGCCUACCUUUCGUUCAUUUAGUGAGCUGAAGAAAAAAAAUGUUCAAACCCUUAUGUGCAUUUCCUUAAGUUCCUAGAACACCGAAAUACUGACACGUAUGAUUGUACUAUUUCGUAUCUGUCGAUGAUUCUGAAUUUCACUAAAAACCGCAAAGGAAACCAAUAGUCACACAACUAUUCUGAUAACCCCACCAAAGAGGAAAUAAAGAAAGGAAGUUACUCCGAAAGUCUGACAAGGCAGAAGUGACUGCAGCAGAAGGGCCUCAAGGGUCAGUUCAUGAGGACCUUGAUUAACGCCCCUACCCCAUCUUUACGCCCCCACCCCAUCCUUCCGGGUCCUCCCCCUUCUUCAGCGACUGGCUACGAGGCUCAUAGGAAAGGUGCGCGGCUUCAGACCGACACGAUUCCAGCUUGGCUCCUCCACUUUCGGGGUCGCUGUUUCCACAGCUUUCGAGCAGGAUAACCAUACUUGUUGCACUUCCCUCACUGGGCUGCCGCCAGCAUCAUAUAGACAUACGCUGUCCCAACAUAAGCCAAAGCCACCAUUACUGAGAUAGUCGCCAAACAUAACUCAGCUUCGGUUCCCCUCCCGGCAAGGCUGGUUCGACCUACAGUUAACAGGAAGCUCCUGGGGGCAGGGACAGGAUCCCUGCCUCGGAAGGAGGCCAGACGUGAACGUUGUUUGGACGGCAUCUGGAUGGUGACGAGGGUAUUUGAUAAUGGGCUGCAUUAAAAGUAAAGAGAACAAAAGUCCAGCCAUUAAAUACAGACCUGAAAAUACUCCAGAGCCUGUCAGUACAAGUGUGAGCCAUUAUGGAGCAGAACCCACUACAGCGUCACCAUGUCCAUCAUCUUCAGCAAAGGGAACAGCAGUUAAUUUCAGCAGUCUUUCCAUGACACCAUUUGGAGGAUCCUCAGGGGUAACACCUUUUGGAGGUGCAUCUUCCUCAUUCUCAGUGGUGCCAAGUUCGUAUCCUGCUGGUUUAACAGGUGGUGUUACUAUAUUUGUGGCCUUAUAUGAUUAUGAAGCUAGAACUACAGAAGACCUUUCAUUUAAGAAGGGUGAAAGAUUUCAAAUAAUUAACAAUACGGAAGGAGAUUGGUGGGAAGCAAGAUCAAUCGCUACAGGAAAGAAUGGUUAUAUCCCAAGCAAUUAUGUGGCGCCUGCAGAUUCCAUUCAGGCAGAAGAAUGGUAUUUUGGCAAAAUGGGGAGAAAAGAUGCUGAAAGAUUACUUCUGAAUCCUGGAAAUCAACGAGGUAUUUUCUUAGUAAGAGAGAGUGAAACUACUAAAGGUGCUUAUUCCCUCUCUAUUCGUGAUUGGGAUGAGGUAAGGGGUGACAAUGUGAAACACUACAAAAUUAGGAAGCUUGACAAUGGUGGAUACUAUAUCACAACCAGAGCACAAUUUGAUACUCUGCAGAAAUUGGUGAAACACUACACAGAACAUGCUGAUGGUUUAUGCCACAAGUUAACAACUGUGUGUCCAACCGUGAAACCUCAGACUCAAGGUCUAGCAAAAGAUGCUUGGGAAAUCCCUCGAGAAUCUUUGCGACUAGAGGUUAAACUAGGACAAGGAUGUUUUGGCGAAGUGUGGAUGGGAACAUGGAAUGGAACCACAAAAGUAGCAAUCAAAACACUAAAACCAGGUACAAUGAUGCCAGAAGCUUUCCUUCAAGAAGCUCAGAUAAUGAAAAAAUUAAGACAUGAUAAACUUGUCCCACUAUAUGCUGUUGUUUCUGAAGAGCCAAUUUACAUUGUCACUGAAUUUAUGUCAAAAGGAAGCUUGUUAGAUUUCCUUAAGGAAGGAGAUGGAAAGUAUUUGAAGCUUCCACAGCUGGUUGAUAUGGCUGCUCAGAUUGCUGAUGGUAUGGCAUAUAUUGAAAGAAUGAACUAUAUUCACCGAGAUCUUCGGGCUGCUAAUAUUCUUGUAGGAGAAAAUCUUGUGUGCAAAAUAGCAGAUUUUGGUUUAGCAAGGUUAAUUGAAGACAAUGAAUACACAGCAAGACAAGGUGCAAAAUUUCCAAUCAAAUGGACAGCUCCUGAAGCUGCACUGUAUGGUCGGUUUACAAUAAAGUCUGAUGUCUGGUCAUUUGGAAUUCUGCAGACAGAGCUGGUAACAAAGGGCAGAGUGCCAUAUCCAGGUAUGGUGAACCGUGAAGUACUGGAACAAGUGGAGCGAGGAUACAGGAUGCCCUGCCCUCAGGGCUGUCCAGAAUCCCUCCAUGAAUUGAUGAAUCUGUGUUGGAAGAAGGACCCUGAUGAAAGACCAACAUUUGAAUAUAUUCAGUCCUUCUUGGAAGACUACUUCACUGCUACAGAGCCACAGUACCAGCCAGGAGAAAAUUUAUAAUUCAAGUAGCCUAUUUUAUAUGCACAAAUCUGCCAAAAUGUAAAGAACUUGUGUAGAGUUUCUACAGGAAUCAAAAGAAGAAAAUCUUCUUUACUCUGCAUGUUUUUAAUGUAAACUGGAAUCCCAGAUAUGGUUGCACAAAACCACUUUUUUUCCCCCAAGUAUUAAACUUUAAUGUACCAAUGAUGAAUUUUCCAACGUAUUUCAGGGUCCAAAGAAUAUAAUAGAGCUAAGAUACUGAUGACAGUGUGGGUGAUAGCAUGGUAAUGAAGGGCAAUGAGGCUACUGCUUAUAAAUCAUUUCCUUUCUUUUUUUCCCCACAGUUAGAAUUGCUCAAAGAAAAUUAUUUAUUGUUACAGAUAAAACUUGAGCGAUAAAAAGCUAUACUGUAAUAAAAUCUAAAAUUAAGGAGUACAUGGGACCAAAUGAUUCCAUUCCAGUUUUUAAAGUUUCUUGCAUUAUUCUCAAAAGUUUUUUCUAAGUUAAACAGUCAAUAUGCAAUCUUAAUAUAUGCUUUCUUUUGCAUGGACAUGGGCCAGGUUUUUCAAAAGGAAUAUAAACAGGAUCUCAAACUUGAUUAAAUGUUAGACCACAGAAGUGGAAUUUGAAAGUAUAAUGCAGUACAUUAAUGUUCAUAUUCAUGGAACUGAAAGAAUAAGAAGUUUUCCACUUCAGUCCUUUUCUGAGGAGUUUGUCUUAGAAUAAUGAAGGUAACUAGAAAGUGAGUUAAUCUUGUAUGAGGUUGCAUUGAUCUUUUAAGGCAAUAUAUAAUUGAAACUACUGUCCAAUGAAAGGGGAAAUGUUUUAAUCUUUAGAUAGCAUUCUAAGUAAGACCCAGCAUUUAAAAAGCCCUUUUAAAAAAAUAGAUUUGGUGCUGUGAGAUAUUGCUAAUAUGUCCUUAUGGGGAUGGGUGCCACAAAUAGAAAAUAUGACCAGAUCAGGGAUUUGAAUGCACUUUUGCUCAUGGUGAAUAUAGAUGAACAGAGAGGAAAAUGUAUUUAAAAGAAAUACGAGAAAAGAAAAUGUGAAAGUUUUACAAGUAGAGGGAUGGAAUGUAAUGUUUAAUGUUGAUGUCAUGGAGUGACAAAAUGGCUUUGCUGGCACUCAAAGCUCCUCACUUAGCUAUGUUCUGAGACUUUUAAGAGUUAUAAAGUAUAACUAUAAAACUAAUUUUUCUUACACACUAAAUGGGUAUUUGUUCAGAAUAGUGAAGUUACGGCUUCACAUUCAUUCCUGUGGGAUAUGACUUUAAUGUAAAACAUUUUUAGGACUCCAGUUUUCAAAUCAUGUUUGAAUCUACUUUCGCUUUUAAAGUCUACAUAAUGGUGGUCAUUUUUUCCCUUUUAGAAUACAUUAAAUGGUUGAUUUGGGAAGGAAGACUUAGUCUGAAUAUUAACAGCGGUGAAAAGGGAACAGUUUUUACCCUAAAGUGCAAAAGUGAAACAUACAAAAUAAGACUGAUUUUUAAGAGUAACUCAGUAAUUUCAAAAUACAGAUUUGAAUGGCGGCAUUAGUGGUUUAAGCGUCUAGCAGAGGAAAAAUCGAAUCUGAUAAAAUGAAGAUCUGGUGUAUAUGUUUUAAAAUACUCUCAUAUAGUCACACCUUAAUCUUAUAUUAGGCCCCUCUAUUUUCAGGAUAUAAUUCUUAACUAUCAUUAUUUACCUGAUUUUAAUCAUCAAAUUUGAAGUUCUUUGCCAUGGCAUAUAUGUUCAAAUUCAACCCAUUUUAAAAUGUGACAGGUGGACUUCAUGUAAGUUGGCAAUAGUUCUGGUACUAAAAAUUGUGGUUGUUUUUUUCUGUUUACGUAACCUGCUUAGUAUUGACACUCUCUACCAAGAGGGUCUUCCUAAGAAGAGUGCUGUCAUUAUUUCCUCUUGUCAACAACUUGUGACACGAGAUUUUUUUAAGGGCUUUAUGUGAACUAUGAUAUUGUAAUUUUUCUGAGCAUAUUCAAAAGGUUAACAAAAUUAUGUUUAUGUACUAAAUCUAAUCAGGAAAGUAAGCCAGGAAAAGUUGAUGGUAUUCAUUAGGUUUUAACUGAAUGGAGCAGUUCCUUAUGUAAUAACAAUUGCAUAGUAGGGAUAAAACACUAACUUAAUGUGUAUUCGUUUUAAAUUGUUCUGUAUUUUUAAAUUGCCAAGAAAAAUAAACAACUUUGUAAAUUUGGAGAUUUUUUCCAACAGCUUUUCGUCUUCAGUGUCUUAAAGUGGAAGUUAACCUUUACCAAAAAAGGAAGUUGGCAAAAACAGCCUUCUAGCACACUUUUUUUAAUGAAUAAUGGUAGCCUAAACUUAAUAUUUUUAUAAAGUAUUGUAAUAUUGUUUUGUGGAUAAUUGAAAUAAAAAAUUCUCAUUGAAUGCACCUAUUAA
Molecule: messenger RNA, 4760 nt
Organism: Cercocebus atys (sooty mangabey)
Lineage: Eukaryota; Metazoa; Chordata; Mammalia; Primates; Cercopithecidae
Gene: YES1
Product: YES proto-oncogene 1, Src family tyrosine kinase
Exons: 12
Coding region: 760-2391 (543 amino acids)
Biological process (GO): innate immune response; cell differentiation; protein phosphorylation
Cellular component (GO): extrinsic component of cytoplasmic side of plasma membrane
Molecular function (GO): ATP binding; signaling receptor binding; non-membrane spanning protein tyrosine kinase activity
Source: RefSeq, a predicted model, not a curated record